Messenger RNA from Penicillium lagena, 1890 nucleotides. Its product is annotated as fungal specific transcription factor domain-containing protein. The transcript has 5 exons. Gene Ontology annotation, molecular function: DNA binding; zinc ion binding. Bases 1 to 1890 code for a protein of 629 amino acids. Gene Ontology annotation, cellular component: nucleus. The record is from RefSeq and is a predicted model, not a curated record. Gene Ontology annotation, biological process: DNA-templated transcription. Lineage: Eukaryota; Fungi; Ascomycota; Eurotiomycetes; Eurotiales; Aspergillaceae.
AUGAAUGUCGGAUGCGAAAAGUGCGAUGCGACGGACAACGUCGAGUAUGCGGCAAUUGCCAACGACUGGGAUUCGACUGCUCCUUCCGCGACGGCGAGACUCGGGAUAGUUCUGCAGGCCCACGACGACUUCGCCGAUGUCGUGUUCGACAAGCCUGCGUCGCGUGUCAUGAGCUCAAAGUUCGGUGCUCGGGAAACGCGCCGGCUUGCCAUCGCUGCCGCGAGAAAGGGAUUGACUGUAUCAGAUCUUUUGACACCCGAGCGCGUAAAGCGCGCCUUGGAUGUCUAUUUCGAGCAUAUUCACAUCUUACCUGCGUGUUCCUUCUUACAUCAGGCUUCUUUACUGAAAUGGUACAAUAGUGGGCAAGCAGACAGCAGUCUCCUGCUAUCAAUUGUGGCUAUCACAUCCUGUCUCCCGGGCAUCGACCGCCAUGGAACAAACUAUGGGACACAAUGUGCACAACUUGCACAGCGCCUUAUUGUUCGCGAUCUCGGGCGACCGACUAUUCUCAAGGCACAGGCAUUAUUACUGAUGAUCCGAUAUCAUAUGUGGACUGGCGUCUUUACGGAGGCACUGAUGCUUAUGGGAACACUUACCCGGUUUGCUUUUGCUCUGCGGUUGAACUAUGAUAAUCCAAACAUUUGCUCUCUCGCGCAAGAGUCACGCCGUCGUCUCAUGUGGGGCAUCUAUAUCCUCGACACCAUGCUCGCAGGUGGCCUGCCUGAAUUCACCCUUUGCCCAUCCAAUGUCAUGCAUAUCCAUCUGCCUUCCCAGGAAUCAAACUUUGAACUUGAUAUUCCUGGUCCGAACACACUGCUAGAUGGCGCAACGGACGGGUCGACUGACCUUGGCCUCUUGGCUUACUACAUUCGCGUCAUGUCUCUUCGUGAUAGUAUCCUGCGAUACACAAAACAAGCUGCUUCGUCCACACAAGAUACUAUAACAAUUCCGAGCCGCAUUGGAGAACUGGAUUCUAGCCUGCAAGAAUUCUCCCUGCAGCUACCUGAUUCCAUCUCAUUUUCAGAGAAGAAUUUCCAUUUAAGAGCUUUUUCCAAGUCUUUUCCGCGGUACAUCAUGAUCCACAUCUGGUGGCACCAAUGCCAUUGCGAUCUCUACCGCUGUUUUCUUGCAAAUCUUCGAGAGUCGCUUCCCCAAAGAACACUAGAUCAACUUCCUUCGCAAUUUGUUCUAGAUUGCCAAGCCAAGGGAUUUCAACAUGCACGCGCAAUUGCCGAUAUCUGUUCCUUGGUCACAGGAAUCAAUUCUGGCACCGUCUUGCUAGAUAUGGAGACAGCCGAGUGUGCAUAUCAGGCAGGCAGGAUCCUAAUCCAUGCGACCCCAACAGAUACACAGGCAUUAGUUGCCCCAUUUAGCUUGGUGAUGCAGCAAGUCAACAGCUGUAUACUGUUUAUCAGGGGUCUCGCAGCUAUAUUCCCUACCGUUUCAACGAUUGCCAACGAUUUGAGUACACUGGUGCAACGCGGUAAUUCGGUCUCAACAUCGGACGAAGAGUUACCAGAACAUAGUGCUCAUGCUCGACCUGCAAUCGGAUCGAUGGCCAACCGUCGCCAAAUUAUCUCUAAACACAGCAUGUUGAACCGCUCUCAGUUGACGGACGAAAAUGCGUUAGAGGAUAUGCCUUUUGUGGGCGAACCCCCGGCGCGUUCAGGUUUCAUACCCAUGCCACAGGAGCCAGAUGAUGCCCUUAUUCCGAUGAAUACUGCAUUUGGUGAUCCUAAUUUACAGGACGGAGCAUGGUGGAACCAGACUAAUGCUUUUGAGGGGGCUUGGGAUGUGGCUGUCUUUCACCCAAUGUCUCAAUACCAAGAAAUGUGGCCGCCGUUGGAGCUUUUCACUGCACCAUCGGAUCUACCCUACAGCGGAGUCUGA